Messenger RNA from Pezoporus occidentalis (night parrot), 1682 nucleotides. It is a transcript of the gene CRIPT, whose product is annotated as CXXC repeat containing interactor of PDZ3 domain. The transcript has 5 exons. The record is from RefSeq and is a predicted model, not a curated record. NCBI's taxonomy places the organism in Eukaryota, Metazoa, Chordata, Aves, Psittaciformes, Psittacidae. Gene Ontology annotation, biological process: cytoplasmic microtubule organization. The coding region runs from base 131 to 436 and encodes 101 amino acids. Gene Ontology annotation, cellular component: dendrite. Gene Ontology annotation, molecular function: microtubule binding; PDZ domain binding.
CGCUGCCGCCGCCGCCGCGGGGCCGCCCGGCGCCGGAAACCGGCGCUAUAGAAACGUCAGUUCCGGGGAAGACCCGGAAGCGGGGUUGUGGUGGUGCCGUUGUUGUUGUGGUGGUGGUGGGGAGGCCGCCAUGGUGUGUGAGAAGUGUGAGAAGAAGCUCGGUACUGUAAUCACUCCCGAUACGUGGAAAGAUGGUGCGAGAAACACGACAGAAAGUGGUGGCCGCAAGUUAAAUGAAAACAAGGCACUGACAUCAAAAAAGGCAAGGUUUGAUCCUUACGGAAAGAACAAAUUUGCAAUCUGUCGGAUUUGUAAGAGUUCUGUGCAUCAGCCAGGGUCUCACUAUUGUCAAGGAUGUGCCUAUAAAAAAGGCAUCUGCUCAAUGUGUGGCAAGAAGGUCUUGGAUACAAAGAACUACAAGCAAACUUCUGUUUAAUUGUUUUGACUAGUCUUUUUAUAGACUUCAACUUCUGUGUCUUUGUACAGUAUUUUUUCUCUGAAAUCAUUUGUGACUAUUACUUGCUGGAAGGUAAUGCAGUUACUUGGAAUGAGAUGAGAAGUAAACACAGUCUGGUGGCCUAGAAAUGUACAUAAUAUUUGGGUUUUUUUUCUUGUUCUAGCACUAAUGUUAACUGAUGUUUAAAGGUAAUGGUUUUCAGCAACUGAUACAGUUCAAACUGAAGGAGAAGAUCCUUGUGGGUAGGUUGAAACUGUCAUGACGCAGAUCUUGGAAGUUUUACAGUUUGAUUCUUUGGAUGUAUCUUGAGUCUUUGCUUGUCUAAUAGUAAUAUUUUAUAGAUGUAUAUAAAAUACAAGCUUGUAUCACCUCAUUAAAGUAGUAUCUUCAUUUACUUCUAUGCUUACAGGUAUUUAUAAUUCCUCUCAUCCCAAACUAUUGCAUCCUCCCCUUUAAAUAAAUGCAGUCAUCCCGUUGAUUUUUUCCUUUUUUUCCAGCCUCCAGUAGGGCUGGUUAGAUCACAAAUUGUUAAACUACUGAAAUCUAGUGUGUUACUCUGCCAGUUCUUACUUUGGCAGUAAGACUGAUUAGCUGUUCCCUUGUUAGCCUCUAAGGAGGCUUUACGUACAGCAUCUGUUGGGCCAAGGCAAUAAAAUGAUGAGCAUCAAUUUCUAAUGCCAGCUUUCAGUCUUAUCAUUUCCUAGGUUCGUCCAGCUUUUAAGUAUUUGGUUUGAUACUGGCUCUUGAAUUCUAUGAUGUAAUUGCCUAUGCGCAUGUCAAAUCUGAAAGGUCAAGAUCUCUUCAGCGUUGGUUUGAUGUAAGAUUUGAAGCGAGCUUCUGAGCAUGAGGGAUUCAUUGUGACUCUGCAUUUCUUUUAUCCUUCGGUUAGUUUCUGCAUAAGAAAGCAGUUUCUGUUAUGCAGAGUAAUAAGUGUUGACUGUGCAUGCAUUUUAAGGGAAAAGAAUGGUACUCAUAAUUCAUAGACCUAUUUAAGUGUGUCUCCUCCCAGCAAUCUCCUCUUGGCAAUCUCUUGUGCUUCUGCAACUUCCUUUCAACUGUAACAAAAAAGCUAUUAAUGGGAAUUUCCCUGUUAAUAGACGCUCUGGUUUAGGUUUUCUUUUAUUCUCAAAUCAGCUACUGAGAGAACUGCAUGACUAAUGGAGUCUGAAAAAUCACUGUUCUUUCUGUAAGUGGAAGAAAAUAAAGAAUGCUGAGCAUAUAGUUA